AUGACUCAAAUUGUUCGUUAUGUAGUUGAAUCCAAUGAUAAAUAUACAAUUGAGGAAAGUUUUAUCGAUUUUAUAACUACAACUAAAAAAACAGGCCAAGGGUUAGCUGAAGAAAUUUUAAAAAAACUUUCCGAAGAUGGAUUAGAAUUUAAAAAUUGUCGCGGUCAAGGUUAUGACAAUGGUGCCAACAUGGCUGGAAAAAUUAAAGGUGUCCAAUCUCGAUUACAGGAAAUAAAUAAACAUGCACAAUUUUGUCCUUGUACUGCGCAUAGUCUAAAUUUGGUUGGAGCCCAUGCAUCUCGAGUUUCAGUCAGAAUGUUGAAAUAUGUUAUACAAGCAUUACAACACAUAUCUGAAAAUUCAGAAUUUGGGGAUGGUUUCUCCGGUGCUCAAAGUCUACUUGGUUUAAUUAAUGUUGAGUUUGUCUAUCUUUUGGUUAUGUGGGACUCAAUUUUAAAUCAAGUAUAUAAAGUUAAUAUUACCUUGCAAAAAUCAAAUAUUUCUAUUUCUAAUGCAUCAAAAAUUGUGAUGGGCUUAAAAAAUGCUUUGGAAGAAAUGCGAAAUGAGGGAUCAGAAAAUAUUAAUAUUUUAAAAAUGAGUGGUGAACAAGCAUCUGAUUCAACAUUUACUAUACAACAGGAACUUAAAUUGGAGUACAACCAAGUUAUGGACACUUUAAUUUCACAAAUAUCUUGGCGUUUUGAAGCAUUGUCGAACAAUGCUAACGAUUUUGAAUUUCUUUCUGGGUUCCAUCUUAAUACGUUGUCGAUUGAAGAUCUUAAAAAACACGCUGCUGAUCUAGUUUUAAAAUAUAGUUCAGACCUGAAUAGUGAAUUACUGAAUGAAAUUGAAUGUUUUAAGUAUCAAGGAGAAGCGAUUAUACCUAAUUUAAAAAUGGCAUAA
This is a messenger RNA of Metopolophium dirhodum (rose-grain aphid), 903 nucleotides long. RefSeq lists its product as uncharacterized. The transcript has 3 exons. The coding region runs from base 1 to 903 and encodes 300 amino acids. Lineage: Eukaryota; Metazoa; Arthropoda; Insecta; Hemiptera; Aphididae. The record is from RefSeq and is a predicted model, not a curated record.